UUCCAUGGUGAUCAGAGAUUUGACUUUGCGCAGUGCUGCUUCAUUUGGAUCUUUCCAUCUGAUAAGACUUCUGUAUGAUGAAUAUAUGUUCUAUUUAGUAGAACAUAAAGUUGCAUCCUCUCUAGGUGUCACACCAAUUGCAGUUAUUUCACAGGUAAUGGAUGGGAUGAAGAACAGUGAGUCAAGCAACUUUGUUUUCAACGGUGAUAUUAAUGCCCAUCACAGGUCAGAUGAUGGAGUUCUCCCAGCUUUCAAGCGGCUGAAGUAUGAAACAUGAUCACCUAGACUUUGUGAUUGGUGUUAUAGAUAAUGCUCCCCAAAUUUAUUAGAACUGCAAUUUAUAUCAUAUUCUUUAUCUAUAUUUUUAAUGGAUGAAAUUAAAUUAUAAUGGUAUAAAAGUGAAAAAUAAUAAAAUUUGAUUAUAUAGGAUAUAUCACAUACUUUCAUACAAAAAAGAUUGAAUCCAAUGUCAAGAAAAGUAACGCAACAAAGAACUAGCAUGUCUAGUCAGUAUUAUUGUAUGCUUUACAGCAUGAGAAGGAUUCAGGAAGAUUUCUUAAAAUUCCCUAAGUAACAAUUACAUUGGAAUCACUAAAAGAAACACACUAAAGAUUCCAGUGUUUAGUAAAAGUUUAUGAAUCAUUAUUAUCCAAUUAUAUGAAAAAUAAAUUGAUAUUCGAAAACAGAUUUUUCUAGUCAUAUUGAGUAUGUUUUUUGUUGUCCAGUGUUGAUCCAGUUUGCAUCAAAGUCUCACUGAUGGUGUGAAUGCACUAGGUCCACAUAUUGUAUUGCUAGAUAUAGUUUAUGUUUUCAUAUUCCAUGUGCCAGACAAAGUAGCAAGGAGAAUUACUUACAUGGUACUCUGAAACUUUAUUACAAAAGUUUUGACAUCUGAAAAAUAGAUUCCUUGUGAGUUUAUAAACAAUGAUGACAAAUUCUACACCCCAGGUAAACUCUCCUGUUAGUUGUUUCAGAGAUGUUGUGCAUUUCUAUUUUUAUACAAAAGGAUCAACUGAUAAGCAUUGGGAUGGUGCUGAUGGCCAUUACUCUUAGUUCUCUCUGAACCAGAUGAGCUUUUAAGACAUAACAUGAAGUUGUAUCAUUAAAAUAAGAUAUUUUUAAAGGCUAUUCUCAUUUUAAUGAAUAAUAAAGCAGUUUUUUUUUACAUUAAAUAUUGAAUAAGCGAUCUGAUAUUUGUAAAUUCAGAAAUUGGAAAGAAAGUGUAUUUGAAAUGUGUUGUGUCUUUAUAGCUUAGAACUAAACACUCCGAGCCAAGCCACUCUUGUGAGUGGACUGGACAACAGGAAGGAUCUGGCCCACUCACCUGGUAAAAUGUGGCAUUCUUCCUGUGUAUUGUUGCUUUGCUCAAUGUCUCCAUCCAGCAUGCAGGUCUCUUGAGGGAAGUGCAUGAGGUUCUCUUCGAAUCCCUUUUUUUCUUCUUUUUUGAUGAUAAAAAAACUUCGAGUUCAACAAGAACUACUGUAUGUGUGUACACAUGGGAAUGCAUACAUUUAUGACAUAAUUAUACACCCUUAAAUUACAUAUCCAUACAAAGAUAUUCAUAUGUGAUAUGUUUAUAUUGUAUAUUGAUGCAAACCCUUAUGUGCUCAUAUAGACACAUGUUCAUGCCCAUAUGGACCCCAACUCACACACACCCAUAUGCACACCAAUCUAUAAACACACCAUAACUGCCACACUCGCCAACACUCUUUACUUACUAAUUCACUGCACUCCAUAUACACCCACAUGUACACAUACAUAUGUACACAUGCACACAUAUAUGCAUGUUCACAAGUGCACACACACACACAUGCACCCUUACAAGCAUGCUCACAAACACACACACAUGCAC
Messenger RNA from Penaeus vannamei (Pacific white shrimp), 1852 nucleotides. RefSeq names its product DNA-binding protein RFX2. NCBI's taxonomy places the organism in Eukaryota, Metazoa, Arthropoda, Malacostraca, Decapoda, Penaeidae. Gene Ontology annotation, molecular function: RNA polymerase II cis-regulatory region sequence-specific DNA binding; DNA-binding transcription factor activity, RNA polymerase II-specific. Gene Ontology annotation, biological process: regulation of transcription by RNA polymerase II. The record is from RefSeq and is a predicted model, not a curated record.